CCGGGAUGGCGCGGCGCGGGCGGCGCGGCUAGACGGGACCCGAGCGGCCGCGCGCCCCGGCCCGGGGGAGGCGGUGCGGGGGAGCCUCGCGUCGCCUCGCCCGCCGCGGCUCGCGCCAUGCCCAACCCCAAGAGCUGUAAAGGCGGCCGCAAGAACAAACGCGCCAACAGCAGCGGGGACGAGCAGGAAAAUGGAGCCGGCGCGCUGGCGGCGGCGGGUGGCGCGGCGGGCGCGGCGGCCGGGGGCGCCCAGGCGGCGGCGGCGGGCGGCGGCGGCAGCGGCGGCGGCGGCGGCGGCGGAGCGGCCACGGCGGGCGCGGCGGGCAGCCCCGGGGGCGCGGCGGGCGGCGGAGGCGCGGGCGCCGCCCACGCCGCCCACGCGAGCAACUCGGCCGGGGCGGCCGCGCCGGGCGACGCCAAGAACGAGGCCCCGUGCGCCACGCCCCUGAUCUGCAGCUUCGGGAGGCCGGUGGACCUGGAGAAGGACGACUACCAGAAGGUGGUGUGCAACAACGAGCACUGCCCGUGCAGCCCCUGGAUGCACCUGCAGUGCUUCUACGAGUGGGAGAGCAGCAUCCUGGUCCAGUUCAACUGCAUCGGCCGCGCGCGGAGCUGGAACGAGAAGCAGUGCCGCCAGAACAUGUGGACCAAGAAGGGCUACGACCUGGCCUUCCGCUUCUGCUCCUGCCGCUGCGGCCAGGGCCACCUGAAGAAGGACACCGACUGGUACCAGGUGAAGCGGAUGCAGGAGGAGAAGAAGAAGAAGGCGGGCGCCGAGAAGAGUGCCGGCAGGCCGCCGGGGGACGCUGCGGGCGGGGAGGAGGCCAAGAAGUGCCGGGCGCCGGCCAAGCCCCCCAAAGGGCUGAGCCAUGAGGGACCGCGGCGGCACUCCAUGGACCGGCAGAACUCCCAGGAGAAGGGCUAUGGGACCCGCUCGCCCUGCGGCUCCCCGGGCCAGUCCCCGCCCGCCGGCUACUCCAUCCUGUCCCCCGCCCACUUCGGCGGGCCCCGCGCCUCCCGCUACCUCGGCGAGUUCCUCAAGAACGCCAUCCACCUGGAGCCGCACAAAAAGGCCCUGGGUGCGGGCCAUGUGUUCCGCAGCACCCACUUUGACUACAGCCCCGCCGCAGGCGGCUUAUCGGGGCACCGGGGAGCCCACUUCGACGCGCCCAUCCAGUUCCUGCGGCGCCUGGACCUGUCGGAGCUGCUCACGCACAUCCCCCGGCACAAGCUGAACACUUUCCACGUGCGCAUGGAGGACGAUGCCCAAGUGGGCCAGGGCGAGGAGCUGCGCAAGUUCAUCCUGGCGGCGCUCAGCGCCAGCCACCGGAACGUGGUGAACUGCGCCCUGUGCCACCGGGCGCUGCCCGUGUUCGAGCAGUUCCCGCUGGUGGACGGGACUCUGUUCUUGAGCCCGUCGCGGCACGACGAGAUCGAAUACGAUGUUCCUUGUCACCUCCAAGGGAGGCUCAUGCACCUGUACGCCGUGUGCGUGGACUGCUUGGAAGGGGUGCACAAGAUCAUCUGCAUCAAGUGUAAGUCGCGCUGGGACGGCAGCUGGCACCAGCUGGGCACCAUGUACACCUACGACAUCCUGGCCGCCUCUCCUUGCUGUCAGGCCCGGCUGAACUGCAAGCACUGCGGAAAGCCCGUGAUCGACGUGCGAAUCGGGAUGCAAUACUUCUCUGAGUACAGCAACGUCCAGCAGUGUCCGCACUGCGGCAACCUGGACUACCAUUUUGUGAAGCCAUUUUCCUCCUUCAAAGUCCUCGAAGCUUAUUGAUGAAAGCUUUGCUUUUAGUAAUAGCUAUUUUAUUGACAUUACUUUGUUACCUAUCUUUUAUAGGGAAACAUCCUGUGACGCUACUUUCUUUUCUAAUUUAAAGGAGAACCCCUUUGUGUACAGGUGCCACUGAAACGGGGGCCACCUGCUGCCCUCUUGCCUCCCGAGUGUUAGUCUGUGGUCAUGGCCAGGGUCCGAAUGGGUAAUGCUGAGUUGUGGGGUGGUGGUUCACUGUCACAAUGGGUCUCUCGAGCAGCUUUUGAGGUGGGGGGCGGGGGAGAGGAGGGGUGCAGUUAGCAGAGGGAGGAGGUGGCUGUAAACUAAGCACAGUAGGACUUGGGAAGAAACUCUUAACUGAAAACACAAACUGUCUCAAGAUCCACGUUGAGACCUCUGGGGCUUGGAAAAAAAAACGGUGACAAGUGAAUGUAAGUCUGUGCCUGGAGAACUGACGAGGUCCGAGUCUGCUCUGGCUUAGUGUUGUGUGUUGUGUGUGCAUACACACCUGCAGUGUCCCCCACGCCCCAGAUAUACUACUCGGAAGUGAACACAGUGCUCUUCCUGUCACAGUUAUAAUCUAACAGUUGGUUUUCAUACUAAAACUAAUACCCAGAUUGCCAGGCAGGAAAUCUACGAUGCUGCAAAUAUUCUUAGGUAUGACCUACAACAGAAUUAAUACUACGUGAAUUUGGCAAGGAGACCCACUGGGCUCAAGAGUUUCGUAGCAAAAGAAAAAAAGUCAGAACCCUGUUGUUUGAAUUGCUCAUGUGAACCUCUAAGGAGAACUCAUGAAUAUCACUAUUUGAUGAUUUUCUGUUACCGUUAUUCAUAAAACCAGUUGGUAAAGUAACUGAUUUCAGUAGGUGGUACUGAUUUGAAAAGUAAUCAUUUCCACACUUAACUUCCCUCACUUAAUUCAUUACUUGCAGUCAUGUUCUGUGCAUUUUUAUACUGUGCUUCCAAAAUUAAAAAACUUACCCUAGGAAGAAAAGGAAAAUUUUGUUUAGAAAGAUAGUACAGAGUAAUUUCUAAAUUUCUUAUUUUUUUCAGUAAGUUGUCUCAUUUUAGAAAACCACUGAUCAGUGUAUAACAGUAUAUUUGGGAAUAGAUUAUUCUAUAGAUCCACAUGACACCUUACUGUUAGCAGAAAAACUUGGUCACUUAAAAUAACGAUCAGCCUGAGCUUUGGUUUUUCUGAAAUAACCUGUGUCUACUAGAUUUUAGACAUUUAAAUAGAGGGACCUUAUGGAAUUGGUAUAUGUGUUCUCAGAAAGAAUCUGAUAAUUCCAAAUAUGCUGUGUGAAUUUGUGAAAAGAAUAAUCACUUUAUUGAUAACCAAAUUUGGGGUUAUAUUAGCAUUUUUGAUGCACAUUGAUUUAUGCCUUUUUUUUGCACAAACAGUUGGUUUUCUUGCAAGUAAAUUUUAGUUCCACUAAAUGAAAUAUUUGAUACUUUGUUUGAAAGACUGCUUCAUUUAAAGGAACAGUUUAUCAAAUAUUAUACCUCAUUUUCCAGCUUAGGUGAUUAUCAUUUGGUUUAAUGCAUCUAGUUUGGUGGUGUCUGAUGACCUGAAAAAAAAAAUUACAGUGGGGGAAAAACACUCAGUUCCUAUAAAGCAGCAGAAAUUAUUUGCCUGACCAUAGACCAUAGGUCUAUUAGAUAUAAUUCUCUCAGAUUAGUCCUAACUCACAAAAUUAUAAUUUUGAAUUAGCUACUUUCCUGUUGAUUCUCUCAUACACCCAAGUACUAGAUUUUGACCAUAAAAAUUAGUAAUUUCCCCUUGUCUUCAGAGUGCCAUUUGGAUUUUAUUUCUGGAUUUAAAUUUGUCAUGCUGUUUUUUAAACUUCGGUUUGUAUCUGCUUAUCUUGGUGUUCUGAGGCUUAAGUUUACAUAAAGAUGCACCCUGCAAUAUCCUCAGCCUGCAUUGCAGUAUUGUGUCUUACCUGGUCUGUCUUUUCUGCUCGUCUGCUUUCUUCUCCCUGAACAAGAAGUGUGAGUGUGGUUCACUGUCAUUGAGGGCUAGAAUUUGCUUUGAACCUUCACACUGAUGGCACAGUUAUAAGUGGGUAGAUGCUGCACAUAUAUAAGGCCUAGAUGUAAUAUCUGGGAUUUUCUUGUUUGGCGUGGGGCAGGGGGCUUUCAGGGUAUUUCAUUUUUGUUUAAAAGAGAAAAUAUGGCUGAUUUGAGAAUAAAAUACAAUUGCUAUGCAACAGGUGAAAUAUAACUCUUAUUUUAGAAAUAUGCUAAUCUCAUCAUUUUCUCCAUGUUUUCUCAGAAUACUUUUUCUGACUAUUUUGAUGCAGAUUGGAGUAUAUCAGAAAGAUAGUUUUUGUUGUGGUUUAGAUAUUAAAAAUACUCACUUGGUUUAUGCUAUUUUUUUUCUACAGAGACUCAUUUUCUGUUUCCCUGAUGGAUUUCUUUAAAUAACAUGAGCCACUCAUAAAUGAUAAUUUCAAAGUGAUUUUUCAUCUAUUCUAACUUCUUAUCACUAUUAUUUAAGUUUCGACUUUGAACAAAUUUUUUGCUUUAGUUUAUGGAGAAGCCUUUAUUAAUCUCAGUGUGUAAUUUCAGUCAGAAAACUUUCAUUAAUCUCAUCGUUCCCAUUCAGGCCAACCCUUCUGCCUGCAUCUGAAGUAGCUGAUAUGCUGAAUUCAUACCUUAAAAAGAUGACACGGGCCAUGAUACUGGAAUGAUUUCAUUAUAGUAAGAAAGCAUCUGAUAAAAGACCCUUCAUGUUCACCUUUUGUAAAGGAAGUUCAUUUUUUGAGAGUAAAAAUUAUUUUCAUACAUGUUUGAGGGAAACUAAAUGAUCAGGAAAGAAUAUUACCAGAUGUCUAAACCUUAAAACUAACAGCUGUUUGAUUAAACUUACCAGACCACCCAUCCUAACAUACACUCGUCAGUUCUCCUGUGCCCUGCUCAGUGACUCCAGUUUGCUUUCCUCUCUCGCCUCAUGGUAGCAGCUGUUGAGUGGUUUCAGCUGGGGCUGAGGAGAAAGUCCUCUUGUUCAGUGUUUCGGUUCCUGAAAGAGGGUGCCGCCUAACCCAGCUCAUCUGUGUUCUGUUGAGUUUAUUAUUAUCCCAGGUAAAAGAAAGAAAAUACAAUGAUGGGCUUCAUUAAAACCAGCUCGAAAAUAUAUUCUCGCUAGUAAAGAUUUCUUGUUAAGAUGUCUUGGAUUGCACUUUUGUUAAGGGAAGAUACUGUAAAUAGUUAAAGAAUGUUGAUGAAAAUGAAGCAUUUGGUUUUGGAAUUGUGUGUGAUGUUAGAAGGUUUCUGUUUGUGAAAUGUAUGUAUUAAAAAUAAUAAAAUUUCAAAAACUAA
Molecule: messenger RNA, 5103 nt
Organism: Sorex araneus (European shrew)
Lineage: Eukaryota; Metazoa; Chordata; Mammalia; Eulipotyphla; Soricidae
Gene: HECA
Product: hdc homolog, cell cycle regulator
Exons: 4
Coding region: 118-1782 (554 amino acids)
Source: RefSeq, a predicted model, not a curated record